AUGGGCUGGGGAACCGGCGGAGAAAACGACAUGUCGGCGAACUCUCGGAUAACCGGCGGAAGUUUCGACGAAAUAGUAUUGGUCAGACAUUCCGGCGGUUGUCCGAAAGUUCGCCGACAGGUCGUUUUCUCCGCCGGUUCUCCAGCCCAUUUCUCUGAGUAGGCGAGCAGCGUGUUUUCUAUUCUGCAGCGCCUUUUCGCGUCAUCGCGUAAGAUUAAAUGUUUGCGGACCAGUUGGUGUUGACACACACUUUUAAUUUUUUCGUUCUUUCUUUAGGUUUGGGAUAAGAAAUACCUGAAUUCAAGUGUGAAAAAUUGAAAAAUUUAAAUGAUAAAGUUUUAUGUAACAAAAAACGAACUAUAUAAAUAAAUCUUUAUUAAUAAAUAAUGGGGUGAUUCAGGUCGAAAAAAAAACUAAAAAAAAACAUUUUGUUUACAAAAAAAUUCGAUUCAGCAAAUGUCAAAAAACUCUAUUUUUUCCACACAAAAAUGAGAGAUAUCUCGCAGCGAAAAUGUUUCAAUGAAAAAAAAAUGUCAAAAAAUGUCGAGAAAUAGAAAAAAAAAUAUAGUUUUUUGACAUUUGCUGAAUCGAAUUUUUUUGUAAAAAAAUGUUUUUUUUUUUAGUUUUUUUUCGACCUGAAUCACCCCAUAAUAGAAAGUCGUGUCUUACAAAAACAUUUUUUGAAAAACCGGCUGAAAAUUAACAUCAGCAGAAAGACCAUAUGAAAAUAUACAACAUAAAGAUUGUCAGGAUCCGAAUGAACUUCUUAACUGAGUUAUAGAGCUCCGAAUAUCACAAAUCGAUAAUUUUGGCCAAUAAAGAACGUCAUUCUUCGAUUCAAACUCAACGUUUCCUGUCAACUUCAGAAAAAAUAUCGUCAAACUCUACCAAGCUCCAAAAUUUGAAUUUAGAAAGAAGAAGAGUCGGAUGUUACUGUUGAAAUAUGAGUGCCUAUGAGUGCCAAUUGAUCAUCUUUUGAGCCAUCAAACAUAUACAACCAUCUCCAAUGAGCCAUUUGACUCAAAACUCCUCCUUCUUCCGGAAACCCCACUUCUAUGAACAAUUUCACCAAAGGGAAGUUUGCUAGCGGAGAUUCGUUAGACCAACUGGGUUUUAUUACAGAAUUGUAAAGAAAAAAUAUCAAAAAUGCAGAAGAUCUGAAGUUUCAGUAUCUGAGAUUUUGAAAAGUGAAUUGUCAGAGAAAAUGUGAAAAAAAUUAGAUUUCUUUCAAAUUUUGAGAAAGUUUUAUAGCCCAAAAAAAAACACUACAAUGUGUUUUAUUUUGGAAAAUUUUAAAACCAAAAUGGGUUUGAAAACUGUUUCGUAAAUAGAAGAACGAAGGCUGUAGGAUUACAAAUAAUUUUUAUAGAAAAAUUGAAGUGACAAGCUAUUUGUGUGUGAUAAAUACAUAAAUAAAAGUUUAAUGAACACGCCAGAUUCAGAUCCUGAAACUACACAAUGCACAUUUAUAGGUAAGCUAGUUUUCAACGCAUAAUGUUGCCAAAAGUAAGGCGACUUCAAAGUAACAGAUUCCUGAAUGAUGUAUGUCCAUUAUAGGUCACAUAACAUUUUUUAAUUAAUUACGUUGGAAAACUUCCAAAAAGUUAAUUUUUCAAAAAAAAAUCCAUGGAUUUCACAAUUCUAAUUUUAUGAAACUUUAUGAGAUAUUACUGUAGAAUAUUAAAAAGGUAGAUACGGACUUCAGCACAACAAGAAUGAAGACCGGCGUUAGCCGGUCGUUUCAUUCUUGUGAAUUAAAUUUUUUGAUUCGAUGUAAAUAAUUUUUCAAAUUAAUAAUUAUUAACGUGACAUAAAUACGUCAUAAAAUCCACAUAUAUUUUAUCUUGAUAAAAUUAGUAUAAAAGUGUUGACUACGCUCAUUCCAAGCAAUCUUCAAUUCGCCUCACCAUGAGAUAUAUCCAAACUCAUUCAAAUGUCAAGAUUGUCUUCAAUGCUGCUUAUAACAACGAUCUGCUCUUAAUAUUGGAUACGAUAUCAAAACAACCAAUAUGUCUUGAAGUUGAUCCACCAUGCGGAGUUUUGGACCCAAGAGAAGCAGUGCUUUAG
Molecule: messenger RNA, 2067 nt
Organism: Caenorhabditis angaria
Lineage: Eukaryota; Metazoa; Nematoda; Chromadorea; Rhabditida; Rhabditidae
Source: the annotation of a GenBank genome assembly